CAGAUAUAGUGAAUGCAGGGUCCGGGGAGACCAGAUAUAGUGAAUGCAGGGUCCUGGGAGACCAGAUACAGUGAAUGCAGGGUCCGGGGAGAGCGGAUAUAGUGAAUGCAGGGGUCCUGGGAGACCAGAUAUAGUGAAUGCAGGGUCCGGGGAGAGCCAGAUAUAGUGAAUGCAGGGUCCGGGGAGACCAGAUAUAGUGAAUGCAGGGUCCUGGGAGACCAGAUAUAGUGAAUGCAGGGUCUGGGGAGACCAGAUAUAGUGAAUGCAGGGUCCGGGGAGAGCGGAUAUAGUGAAUGCAGGGUCC
Staurois parvus is the source of this 304-nucleotide messenger RNA. Lineage: Eukaryota; Metazoa; Chordata; Amphibia; Anura; Ranidae. The record is from the annotation of a GenBank genome assembly.